AAGUGUUCAGACUCGUUCUAACUUCAAGAAGCAGACGGAGGAGACGUGAAGUCUGAGGCUGGGGAGUGUUCAGCUACAUUUAUAUUAUUUAUUCAUAUUAUUUUACAGUCAGUGUUUUUCACUGGAUCCCAGAGACAGAUGUGAACAGCAGGUCUGGAACAAAGAAACUUCAAAGGACUUAUUAACAGAGUUAACUCACAGUUUCACUUUUUAUCUUCAUCUGUUCAUCAAGUGUUUAAUAACAGAACGUGUUUUCACAAACAUACGUUACAGCAGUGGUCACCAAGCAGUGGAGAGUCUUCACUGUGGAUCCCAGUUAAGCCAGAUAAACAUUGAAACUGGUGCGAAAGAUCAUUUCACUGAGUUCUGGAACUAGACCAGACCUUGAAUAUCCAGAAGAGCAGGGAGGCCUGAACCACAACUGAGCCGCAGCCGGCCCGGUGCAACAUGGACGAGGACACUUCAGAGCAAGUUGGACCCUCACACACAAAAGGUCAGGACCAGAGACUGAGAUCAGAGUCUCCAGGGUCCAGCUGUGUGUCUCUGAAGAGUGACAUGUCCAUGAGAAAUCCUCCAUUCUUCAGUAAUGAACCUGGACCCUCACAUACAAAAGGUCAGGACCAGAGACUGAGAGCAGAGUCUCCAGGGUCCAGCUGUCUGUCUCUGAAGAGUGACAUGUCCAAGGGUCAGCCUGUAAACUUCAGUAAUGAACCUGGACCCUCACACACAGAGGAGAGGAAGAGGAGUCAUGUUUCUGAGGAGGAGCAGUCGUCCUGCUGUGCUUCGUGUCAGGACGUCCUGAAGGAUCUAGUCUCCACCAGCUGUGGACACUGGUUCUGCAGACAGUGCAUCACCUCAUACUGGGACCAGUCUGGUUCUUCCGGAGACUCCUCCUGUCCCCAGUGUGGACAAAGAUCCAGAACAGGAGCUGGAGAUCGUGGUCUGCAGGAUGUUUUAGAUGAACAUAAGCUCAGUCUGAGGAGGAGAUGUGAACAUGUGACUGAAGGAAGUCAUGAAACAGGAAGUAGAACCCUCCUCAACAGGAUCUACACUGAGCUCUACAUCACAGAGGGACAGAGUGAAGAGGUAAAUACUCAACAUGAGGUGAGGCAGCUUGAGACGGCUUCCAAGAUGAAGAUCCUCCACGACACUCCUAUCAAGUCCCACGACAUCUUUAAAGCCUCCACUGACCAGCAGAGCAGCAUCAGAGUCGUCCUGACCUACGGCGUCGCUGGCGUUGGAAAAACCUUCUCGGUGCAGAAGUUCACUCUGGACUGGGCAGAGGGUUUAGAAAACCAGGAUGUGGGUCUGCUGACUGUGCUUUCGUUCAGGGAGCUGAACCUGGUGAAGGACCAGCAUCACAGUCUCCUCACGCUGCUCUGUGUUUUCCAUCCAGCGUUACAGAAGCUCACGGCAGAGACGCUCGCUGUCUGUAAACCUUUGUUCAUCUUGGACGGCCUGGAUGAAUGCAGACCUUCUCUGGACUUCAACCACAGGGAGCUUGUGUCUGAGGUCACACAGAGGUCAUCAGUCAACCUGCUGCUGACAAACCUCAUCCGGGGGAAUCUGCUUCCCUCGGCUCUCGUCUGGAUAACCUCCAGACCUGCGGCAGCCAAUCAGAUCCCUCCUGCCUGUGUUGACAGGGUCACAGAAGUACGAGGCUUCACUGACGCCCAGAAGGACGAGUACUUCAGGAGGAGAUUCAGUGAUGAAGAGCUGUGCAGCAGAAUCAUCUUACACUUCAAGAGGUCCAGGAGCCUCCACAUCAUGUGUCAAAUCCCAGUCUUCUGCUGGAUCAGUGCUACAGUUCUGGAGCACAUGUUGACCACAGACCAGAGAGGACAGCUGCCCAAGACCCUGACUGACCUGUACUCACACUUCCUGCUGGUUCAGACAAAGAGGAAGAACAACAAGUACGCUGAGGGACAUGAGACGACUCCACAACAGCUGACGGAGGCUGACAGGGACGUUCUUCUGAAGCUGGGGACGCUGGCACUUAAACAACUGGAGGAAGGAAACAUCAUGUUCUACCAAGAAGACCUGGAGCGGUGUGGUCUUAAUGUCACAGAGGCCUCGGUGUACUCAGGAGUUUGUACUGAGAUCUUCAGAAGAGAGUGUGUGAUCUUCCAGAAAUCAGUCUACUGCUUUGUUCAUCUGAGCGUUCAGGAGUUCCUGGCUGCAGUCUACAUGUUCCACUGUUACACCGAGAGGAACACAGGAGAACUCAACAACUUCUUGGGAACAUAUUGGGACACAGACAGUACCUUCUCCCUGGAUGACCUCCUGAAGAGAACCAUGAAGAAAUCCCUCACCAGUAGAAAUGGUCAUCUGGACCUGUUUGUUCGCUUCCUUCACGGCCUCAGUCUGGAGUCCAACCAGAGAGUCUUAGAAGGUCUGCUGGGUCAGACAGGGAACAAUCCAAACAUCAUUCAGAGAGUCUUAGGAGGCCUGCUGGGUCGGACAGAGAUCAUCCAGAGAGUCUCAGGAUGGCUGCUGGGUCUGACAGGGAACAAUCCAAACAUCAUCCAGAGAGUCUUAGGAGGCUUGCUGGGUUGGACAGAGAACAAUCUUAACAUCAUCCAGAGAGUCUUAGGAGGCCUGCUGGGUUGGACAGAGAACAAUCCAGAGAUCAUCCAGAGAGUCAUCAGCAACCUGAAGGAGAUGAAAAGUGAUGACAUUUCUCCUGACAGAAGCAUCAACAUCUUCCACUGUCUGAUUGAGAUGAACGACCACUCAGUUCAUCAGCAAAUGCAACAGUUCCUGACGUCAGAGAACAGAUCAAAGGAGGAACUCUCUGGGAUCCACUGCUCAGCUCUGGCCUACAUGCUGCAGAUGUCAGAGGAGGUUCUGGAUGAGUUGGACCUGAAGAAGUUCAACACAUCACACCAGGGUCGACUGAGACUGAUCCCAGCUGUGAGGAACUGCAGGAUGGCUCUAUUCAGUGGUUGUGACCUCUCAGAGACUCACUGUGAAGUCGUGGCCUCAGCUCUGAAGUCAGACCCCUCACAUCUGAGAAAACUGGAUCUGAGUGACAUCAAGCUGCAGGAUUUAGAAGUGAAGCUGCUGUGUUCUGGACUGGAGAGUCCAAACUGUCGACUGGAGACUCUGAGGUUCUGGAGGUGCAGACUGUCAGAGAUCAGCUGUUCUUCUCUGGCUUCAGCUCUGAGGUCAAACCCCUCUCAUCUGAGAGAACUGGAUCUGAGCUUCAACGACCUGCAGGACUCAGGAGUGAAGGAGCUGUGUGGUUUUCUACAGAGUCCAACCUGUCGAUUGGAGACUCUGAGGUUGGAGAAAUGUAGCCUCCCAGAGAUCAGCUGUUCUUCUCUGGCUUCAGCUCUGAGGUCAAACCCCUCUCAUCUGAGAUACCUGGAUCUGAGGUACAACGACCUGCAGGACUCAGGAUUGAAGGAGCUGCUUGAUCUACAGCAGAGUCCAACCUGUCGACUGGAGACUGUGAGGUGGGAGGAGUCUGACUGGAGCUGAGAGUGAAGAGGACAGUGUGUGUGGACGGAGGCUGAGCUGUGUCCUGAGGAUCCAGAGGCUGGAGCAGCAGCAGCUUGGGUGUAGUCUCCAUCUACACAACCCCUAAUCUGCAUGUGUUUGUGAGAUGAAGCCGGAGCACCUGGAGAAAACACGGGAAGAAGAUGCAGACUCCACACAGGAAGACCCCAUCUGAACCGGAUUCAAACCAGCAACCUUCCUGCCCCGAUUGUGUUUAUUCACAUGAAGAAUGUGUUUAUUAAAAUGACACAACAAAAGCAGAAUAUAUAAACCCUCUAUAAAGAGUCUCA
This is a messenger RNA of Limanda limanda (common dab), 3791 nucleotides long. Its product is annotated as NACHT, LRR and PYD domains-containing protein 12-like. NCBI's taxonomy places the organism in Eukaryota, Metazoa, Chordata, Actinopteri, Pleuronectiformes, Pleuronectidae. Gene Ontology annotation, molecular function: protein binding; metal ion binding. The transcript has 10 exons. Bases 448 to 3483 code for a protein of 1011 amino acids. The record is from RefSeq and is a predicted model, not a curated record.